AUGUGUUACCGAGAGAGUCAGACACUGACCAUGAGUUUGCGGGAAGAGUUGCCAUACCGUGUAGAGUACGCGAAGUCGGGUCGCGCCUCAUGCAAGUCCUGUAAGGAUCCGAUCGCCAAAGACUCGGUACGGCUGGCAGUGAUGGUUCAGUCGCCCUUCUUCGACGGUAUGCAACCCAAUUGGCAUCACUUCCAGUGCUUCUUCCAAAGAUGGCGGCCGCGACCCGAAGAGAUCGCUCACUUCGCGUCACUCAAGUACGACGACCAGAAGCGGAUCCAAAAGGCGUGCGACGACGCCUCCGGAGUGGUCGCAGACACGGGUAAAGCCAAUGGCAAGAAGUCACGCAAGAAGAAGGCCGACACGGAUGGCGGAUCAGCUCCCGCGCUGACCAAUGGCACCCAAUUGGCCGAAUUCAAAGUGGAGUACGCGAAGAGCAAUCGCUCGAAGUGUCGAUUGUGUGAGAAUACGUGCGUCAAAGACACCGUACGGAUCAGUCGACUGGACAGGGAGUCGGCCGACGCCAAGCGCUACGGACCGCUCGAUCGCUGGUUUCACGUCGAGUGCUUCGCCAGCGCUCGCGAGAGUCUUCAGUACUUCGCCUCCGGAGACAAACUGCCAUUCUUUGACAAAUUGGCUGAAGAGGACCGCAAAGAGAUCAAGAAGAAGAUACCGGCCAUCGAUGCGCCGCCGGCAGCGGCCGCUGGCGGUGACGCCACUGAUAGCGCGAACGGAUCGCCCGCUAAGAAGCCAAAGAUCAGUAACGCCGACGAGAAGAAGCUGAAGAAACAGUCGGAUCUACUCUUCAAAUACCAGGAAAACGUGAAGACAAUGAAAAAACAGGAUCUCAUUGACCUCAUGGACGCCAAUAAGAUCGAGAUUCCCGACGGUAUGCCCUCGAAGUACGAGCGCGUGUCCGACGCCAUGGCAUUCGGGGCGCUGGGCUUCACAGGGCUCACAUUCUUUCCUACAUGCCCUUUACACUCGGUUACCCGCUUUACGCUUAUGCUCUGGUGGCUAUUCGGCUUCUCCUUCGGGAACAAAGUGCCCAAAGAGUUGGCCGAAGAGUACGCCUUUCUCGCCAAAUACAAGUACGAACCGCGCGAUCGGAUCUAUAACGCGGUUCUUAAGCACGCCAUUGAGAACCCGAAGCCCUCCACUUCGGGCAUCACUGAUGGCGUGUUCGCCAAGAAGGAGGAGACCAAUGGCGGUGGCAGUAGUGGACCCGUUCUGGCGCUCAGCGGCUAUAAUAUAGGUUUAGUCGGAAAAGUGAAGACAUCGAAAGCCAAACUCAAGCCACGGCUGAAGACAUUGGGCGCCACUCUCGUUGACCGCAUCGACAGAACCACUCUCUGUAUUAUCUCAACGAAAGCCGCGGUCGACAAAGAGAGCGACCAAAUAACUGACGCCAAAGACCUAUCGGUUCCCAUUGUUUCGGAGGAAUUCCUGGUGGCGGUUGAGAAGGACUCGAAUCCCAUUCAAGCGAUUAGUUUGAAUCGUUUGGACGACUUCGAGGUCGACGUCGAGAAGCGGUUCGCGAAUCUGAACGUCAAGGAGAAGAUGAAGACAGCGUUCAAAUCGGGCGCCGGUUCUGGCCGUUUCGAGAAGAGUGGCGGCAAACAGAAGAUGGUUCUCAAAGAGGGCAAUGUUGUGGACCCGGAGUGCGAAGUGGCGGACGUGACCCACAUCUACAAACAGGGAUCAGACGUUUACAGCGUUGUCUUAAGCGCUGUGGAUCUGUCAAAGAACCGGAACUCCUUCUAUAAACUGCAACUUCUUGAACACGACACCAAAAAGACCAAGUAUUUUGUGUUCAAAGCGUGGGGACGAGUGGGCACAACCAUCGGCGGCACUACACUCGAGAAGUUCUCGACAGUGAGCGACGCCAUCGACUACUUCACCGAACACUACGUCGACAAGACUGGGAACGAGUGGUCGGCGCGACACCACUUCCAGAAAGUGCCCGACAAGUACUUCCCGGUCGACAUUGACUUCGGCGGCGAUCAGACCGACUCGACGGCCAAACUGGAGGUCGGGAAGCGGUCAAAGUUGGCGCUGUCUGUCCAGGACUUCAUUUGCUCCAUAUUUGACGUGCAGAAGAUGAAGGAACAGAUGCUGGAGUUCGAGCUGGACAUGGAGAAGAUGCCGUUGGGUAAGCUGUCGAAGAAGCAACUGCUGAGCGCCUGCUCUGUGCUCAAGAAGUUGUCCAAAUUGGUGGUGAAGAAGCAGCCGAACACAUCCCAACUGAAGUCGGCCACCAAUGAGUUCUAUACACUGAUUCCCCACAACUUCGGUACCGAACGGCCGCCGCUCAUCGACACGGAGGCCGCCAUCAAGACUAAGAUGGAUAUGUUGGACGCGCUUCUGGACAUUGAGAUGGCCUACGAUAUGAUCACUUCGGAGAACAAACCCGACGCCGAGGACUUGGAUCCGAUCGAUCAGCACUACAGGAAACUCAAGACAACGAUCGAGCCGUUGAGCAAAGAGGAGGAAGAGUUCGAGAUAAUUGAGAAGUAUCUUAAGAAUACUCACGGCUCGACCCAUCACUUCUCGCUCGACAUUAUGGACGCGUUUAAGAUUGAACGCGAGGGCGAAUCGGAACGGUUCCAGAAGCACAAGGACUCGGAUAAUCGGCUUCUUCUAUGGCACGGCUCCCGUGUGACCAAUUUUGCGGGCAUUCUGUCGCAGGGCCUCCGCAUUGCGCCCCCGGAGGCGCCCGUCACUGGCUAUAUGUUCGGCAAAGGAAUCUAUUUUGCAGAUAUGGUCACAAAGAGUGCCGGCUAUUGUCACUAUCAGUCCAAUAAGAAUGUCGGCUAUCUGUUGCUCAGCGAAGUGGCCAUCGGAGAGACUUGGGAUCUAAUGGACGCCAAAGACGUGACAUCACUGCCCAAAGGGAAGCAUAGCGUGAAAGGUGUGGGACAGACACAGCCCGACCCCAAGGCGUAUCACGUGAUGCCUAACGGGACUCGAGUGCCGUUCGGCACAGCCGUCAAGAGUGACCAGAAGUGUUCGCUUCUGUACAACGAGUUCAUUGUCUACGAUAUAAAUCAAGUGAACGUCAAAUAUCUGCUGAAAUGUCAGUUCAAAUCGAAAAUGACUUGGAACAUCUGUCAAUACCUGUACACGAAUGGCGUAUACAAUGGGAUCAGACUAUACAGACAUUGGGAACAGUCUUCGCAGACAUCGACUCACAGAAUGUACGCCAAAGGAAACGAGUGGUCAUUUCAUAUAGAAAACAGUGGGAACAAAGGUCUUCGUGUGUCCAGUAAUGUCUCGAGUGUUGAAUCCAUCGACAAAUCAAUUGUUAACAUAUUUUCUGGUCUAAUACCGACCAACGGCUACACCAAUAAUCCGGGUCUUUAUGGGAUUACGCCAGAAAACACUGGAUUAACGUCUUCGGGGACCAACUGUUCCAUACCUCAGAGCACAGGCACUGUAUUUGACGAUAGCGUACACUACUAUAGACAGGGAAUUAUCUUCAGUCCAGUUGUCGGCCGUAAAGACAGACCAAACAAUUAUGCGAUAGUUUUGAAAACAAGCGACCAUUCGGUGGAAGUGUUGCGCGUAUCGGACGACCCGAAGAACCUGUUGGCCAUCAUUACUGAUCCAUCGACUUGUAAAUCGCCAGAGUGUCAGCCGUUGAUGAUUACCACUGAAUUGCCCGACAAAUUGUUGGACAAAUUAGAGGGUAUUGUUGACUAUGAAGUGUCCGCUGAAUCGGCGGGACAUAUGUUGUGGUUCGCCAUCAAUGGUCAGCCCAUGUAUUGCUUCACUCCCGAAGGCAAACGACUUUCGGAACAGUGCAAAUCCAGUGACAAAAUGAUUGCAAUUGAUUGUAAAGUUACCAAAGGUUUUAUUGGUUUACUAAUCAGCAACUAUUUACUCCUCGUAUUGGCUCUGUUUGUCAUACUAUCGGUCGGUAUUUUGAUUGUAUUCAGUGUUUUCGACAAAAAAGAGAUCGAAAGUGAAGUCGAAAAUUCUGGUCAAAUGUCUGUCAAAACCGAUUCCUGA
Messenger RNA from Medioppia subpectinata, 4008 nucleotides. The record is from the annotation of a GenBank genome assembly. Lineage: Eukaryota; Metazoa; Arthropoda; Arachnida; Sarcoptiformes; Oppiidae.